Phialemonium atrogriseum is the source of this 3186-nucleotide messenger RNA. Its product is annotated as PRP1 splicing factor. Lineage: Eukaryota; Fungi; Ascomycota; Sordariomycetes; Cephalothecales; Cephalothecaceae. Bases 187 to 2946 code for a protein of 919 amino acids. The transcript has 3 exons. Gene Ontology annotation, cellular component: catalytic step 2 spliceosome; U4/U6 x U5 tri-snRNP complex. Gene Ontology annotation, biological process: spliceosomal tri-snRNP complex assembly; mRNA splicing, via spliceosome. The record is from RefSeq and is a predicted model, not a curated record. Gene Ontology annotation, molecular function: protein binding.
CCCUGAGCCGCCUCCACACUCGUGUUGAAAAAGUGGAUGGACCCGACCGCCAGCUGUCACGGCCCGGUAGAGCCCGAUUCGGCUAGAGUGCGGAUUUGAAUACUGAUUAUCGCGUCAACUUUCGCAAACAAGCCAUCGUGGUGGUAAUUGUCCAGCUCCCCGGUGCUUCCAAAGACGUCGAUCGAGAUGGCUACUCGGCGCGACUUCCUCAGCCAGCCCGCGCCAGAGAACUACGUGGCCGGUCUCGGCCGAGGCGCAACAGGAUUCACAACGCGGUCGGAUCUUGGCCCGGCGCGCGAAGGUCCCAGCGAGGACCAGAUCAAGGCGGCGGUCGCAAAACGCUCGGCACAGCUCGGGCUCACGGAAGCCAAAGAAGGGGACGAUAACGAGGACGAUAGUAGAUAUCAGGACCCCGACAACGAAGUCGGUCUUUUCGCUGGAGGCAUCUACGAGAAGGAUGACGAGGAGGCCGAUCAGAUAUGGAAGGAGGUGGACGACAAGAUGGCAAGGCGCCGUCAGAGGCAAAGGGAAGCACGAGAGAAAGCCGAGACAGACGAGUACGAACGCAAGAACCCCAAGAUCCAGCAGCAGUUUGCCGAUCUGAAGCGCGCCCUCGGAACCGUCACCGACGAGGAAUGGGCAAGUCUACCCGACGUCAAAGAUCUCACCGGAAGGACCAAGAGGGCCCGACAGGCCCGGCAUGAGAAGUUCUACGCCGUACCCGACAGCGUACUCGCCGCCGCCCGGGACUCGUCCGAGUUUGGGACAACCGUGGCGGACGAUGGCGGAAACACAGAGGCCCAAAAGGGCGGUACGACGACGGAUUUCGCAAAGAUUGGCGCCGCCAGAGACAAGGUCCUCCAGGCGAGACUUGACCAGGCUUCGCACAGCAGCGGCAGAGAUUCGGUAGUCGGUAGCUCUACCAGCAUCGACCCGAAGGGCUACCUGACGUCACUCUCGAAGCGUGAGGGUGCCGAGCAGAGCAUUGGAGACAUCGACCAAUUCCGGAGGAUGCUUAAAUCGGCCGUUGAUACGAAUCCUACCCAUGCUCCGGCCUGGGUUGCAGCGGCAAGGUUAGAAGAGUAUGCGGGCAAGCCUGGUGCCGCGCGUGCCAUGAUUGCAUCGGGCUGCAAGCACUGCCCGAAGAGCGAGGACAUCUGGAUCGAAAACAUCCGCCUCAACGAGAACCGAAACGCAAAGGUCGUCGCAGCGGAGGCCAUCAAGGCCAACCCCAGGUCGGUGCGGCUCUGGGUCGAGGCGAUGACGCUCGAGACCGAUGCCCGGUCGAAAAAGAAAGUCAUCCGCCUGGCCUUGGACCAGAUCCCCGAGUCCGAGGCGCUCUGGAAAGAGGCCGUCAACCUCGAGGAGGAUCCCGAAGAUGCGCGGCUCCUCCUUGCCAAGGCGACCGAACUCAUUCCCGGAUCCGUGGAUCUCUGGCUGGCCCUCGCCCGCCUCGAGGCGCCAGCAAAUGCCCGGAAGGUGCUCAACAAGGCAGGCAAGGCCAUCCCGUCUUCGCACGAGAUCUGGAUUGCCGCGGCGCGGCUGGAGGAGCAGCUGGGCGACGGCGGCAACACGUCGGUAAUGAAGAACGCCGUGAGGUUCCUCGCCAAGAGGUCGGCGAUGCCGAAGCGGGAAGAGUGGAUCGCCGAGGCGGAGAAGUGCGAGGACGAGGGCGCCGUCGUCACCUGCGGCAACAUCGUCCGGGAAACCCUGGGCUGGGGUCUGGACGAAGACGACGACCGCAAGGACGUAUGGAUGGAAGACGCCAAGAGCAGCAUCGCCAGGGACAAGUUCGAGACUGCCAGGGCGAUAUAUGCCUACGCUCUGCGAGUCUUUGUCACUAGCAAGACGCUGUGGCUGGCGGCGGUGGAUCUCGAGAGAAAUCACGGCACGAAGGAGGCCCUAUGCCAGGUUCUGGAGAAGGCGGUGGAAGCCUGCCCACAUAGCGAGGUUAUGUGGUUAAUGCUUGCCAAGGAGAGGUGGCAGUCCGGGGAUCUGGACGAGUCGAGACGAGUCCUCGGCAGAGCCUUCACCCAGAAUCCAGACAACGAAGACAUCUGGCUGGCCGCGGUCAAGCUAGAGUCUGACAACGGAUUCACCGACCAGGCAAGGGAACUCCUAAAGACAGCUCGCCAGAAUGCCCCGACCGACAGGGUAUGGAUGAGGAGCGUCGCCUUCGAGCGUCAGCAGGGCGACAGCGAGGCGGCCUUGGACCUGGUACAGGACGCGCUGCAGCUCUUCCCCGCGGCCGCGAAGCUGUGGAUGAUGAAGGGACAGAUCUACGAAGACCUGGGCAAGGUCCCGCAAGCCCGGGAAGCCUACAGCACGGGCGUGAAGGCGGUGCCGUCGUCGAUCCCGCUGUGGCUCCUGUACUCGCGGCUCGAGGAGCGCAACGGCCUCAUCGUCAAGGCGCGCAGCGUCCUCGACCGGGCGCGCCAGGCGGUGCCCAAGUCGCCCGAGCUGUGGUGCGAGCUCAUCCGGGUCGAGCGGCGGGCGGGCAACGCCAACCAGGCCAAGGCGCUCAUGGCCACGGCGCUGCAGCAGAUGCCCAAGAGCGGGCUGCUCUGGAGCGAGCGCAUCCUGCACCUCGAGCCGCGCACGCAGCGGCGUACCCUCAGCGUCGAGGCCGUCAAGCAGGCCGAGGCCGACCCGACCGUGUCGGUGACGGUGGCGCGGUGCUUCUGGGGCGACCGCCGCCUGGAGAAGGCGCAGAACUGGUUCGAGCGGGCGCUGGUGCUCGACAGCGGCGUCGGCGACACGUGGGCUUGGUACUACAAGUUCCUGCUGCAGCACGGCACCGACGAGAAGCGCGAGGAGCUGCUCUCCAAGCUGCGCAUGGUCGAGCCCAGGCACGGCGAGUACUGGGCAGCCGUGGCGAAGGACCCCAAGAACGCGAAGAAGAAGCCCGAGGAGGUGCUGCGCUUGGUCGCGGCUUCGCUGCAGUGAUACGGGGACGGUCGGUCGGGCCGGUGGGCACUACCGGGGUGAUGAUGUAUUAGGUAGUCUGUACUUGCGUGAUAUCCUGGGAAGAGAAUCCUAAUUCCCUUGUUUGCUACAUGUUCUCUAACACGAAUUCGUGAAUGAUGUACGCAUGGAUACCAUUAGCAUACAUACGGACUUGGCCUGAACAGUUGAGACGUGGUGAUAUUUCAAAGUUACAAGUCAUCCCAACCCCGAGUUGAAAGC